AGCUGCUCCAAAAAGAGAGUAAAGGCCAUGUCGCAGACGAGCGAGGUGACGCCGGCACCCACGGGGCUACGGCGCCUGGGGGUGCUGAGAACACAGAAUGGCAGCUUUGACCCUCAAUGCCUUACUCCUCUCGUCCGACUGCUCGAGCCACGAGCUCUCGUCCGGUCCCACGUCGUGCACUGGCACGCGCGGGCGGUGGGAGUGCGGAAGACUGCCUGGCUGCUAGAAGGGGAAGGUGAAGAGGGAUGGAUGAUCAAGGAGAUCUCCUGCAAGCGUCGCUGUUGCAACAUCCCUACUGCACUUGAGAACUGCGACAGCUUGAUUCAGAAGUUUCCGAACCUCCUGCUGGAUGAGACAUUAGCUUUUCCCCACAGUUGUGUGGAGCUUCAAACGCCCAGUGGAGAGCACACCAACGACCUGCUCAUCUCACGGCGCUGCCCCGGCGUUCAGCUGUGCCGCUUUUUCUCGGAUCUGGACCUGCGGCUGGUGGAGAAUCAGGAGCACCUCGAGCGGGUAGCGGCCAAGGUUGGUGAGCUCCUGGCGGAUUUCCAUGCACGUUAUUCGGACCCUCUCACUGGCGAAGCCACGUACCAUACGGACUUCCAUCCCAGCAAUGUGCUCUACGAGCCUCAGAGCGACACCUUGACCUUCAUUGAUCUCGAUGGGAUGGGCUCCAGUGGAAUCAGCGAUGACGUGGAGAAGUUCGAGCGCUUGCUGUGGACCUUUUCCGCUGAACGCUAUGCUUCAGCAUUCCGCUUGAAGUAUAUGGCGCUCGCAAAACCCUUGGCCAAGCCGCAGCGCAGCUCCACCAAGUCUACUGCUGCCAGCAGUGAGGAUCUCUAUCCGCCGACGGCCACCGUGGUCACACGACGGCUGCCCAGGGGCGAGAGUUUCAAGUGUCUGAGCUCGCUGGCCAUCCCCAGCUCGAGUGGCUUUAAUCCCAGAGGGAACCUGGUGACCUUGGCGUGGCUCAUUUCGCCUUCGGAGAAGAUGACCGAGCCCCGCGUGCGAACGGCGAAGAAGAAGGCAUGGAUGUUGUAUCAGAAUGGCCAGAAGGAGUGCUGGUACUUGCAGCAGGUGGCAUCCAACGUUGAUGCCAGCUUGUUGGAGAAGAGGUGUCGGGCUUUCGUCCGAAUCUUCCCGCAUGUUUUGGCUGAUGAGUGCCUGGCCUUUCCCCACAGUAUGAUUCCUUUGCAGAUGGGUUCGAAGAAUUGUGGCCACCUCUUGGUCGCGAACGGCCCCUGCAACACUACCUUGGAACAGUACUUCCUCGAGUGCCAAGACAACAGAGACAAAGUAUUGGAAGAACUGCUGCCACGUGUGGGUGAGAAGUUGGCGAAGACCUUGGACAAGUACCGUUCGAACGAACUGAUCCAGUUGAAGCCCAGCGGUGUUUUGUACGACGCCCAACGGGAGAUCAUCACGUUUGCGGAUUUUGCUUGGGGAGAUGAGGGCAGUGAUGGGAUGAACGUGCUGGACCGCUUGUGCGACAGCCUCAAGAGCUUCGCAGAUGACCGUCACCUUCAGAAACUGCGCAUGGGCUUCGCACGUGUGCAGAGGAGUCGCCAACGUGGAGCCUUCCAGAAAGCCUGCUUCGGAAAUCGCUCGCCUCCGCACAGCGACAGCGAGGGUUCCUCCUCCUCCUCCUCGGAUGAGGAAACCAGUGGUCUUUGUCGGACGAUGUGACCUUCCCUACUGAUGUCCAAGCAGGUUUUCCUGACUGGACAAACGCCGGGCGCUCUGUCGAGCGAUCGCGCUGGCACGCUGGCGAUCGGUGUGCGUUGAGGAGACAUUAUACGGUCAGCUUCCUUGAGGGUUUGAACGUUCAUUGCUGGUCGCGAGGUUCGAGCUCGAGACUCGCUGGUCGCUCGGCCGGCCCGGCCUGGCACGACCUCCAAUUCAGUGGGCCUGGGCCAAGCGAUUCGCGCAACACGACGAUGGUCGGAUUUUUACCACACCUCGAUGCGGCUUAAAGACCCAGAGUCCCACGCUGAGCCACACUGAGCCACAUUAGCUUGUAGCAUUCUGUAGCCUUGUCAACUCCUUGUGUGGUUGCUGCUGGAGCCGACUCCCGUGCAAAGAACA
Molecule: messenger RNA, 2085 nt
Organism: Durusdinium trenchii
Lineage: Eukaryota; Dinophyceae; Suessiales; Symbiodiniaceae
Source: the annotation of a GenBank genome assembly